UAUAUUCAGUAUUUGUGAAAGGUUGUUGUGUUUCUGAUGGUCUUUCAUCAUCUGUUCUUCACUAGAUCUACUAGAUCAUCUGAGGGAUUUGACUGGAUCAAGAUGCUGCUAAUCAUUGAAGCUCUUCUUCUCAUUUUAGCUGCUCUAGGACAGGAUCACAGCGCUGCUAAAGUUGAAGGACCGAUAUAUCCAUUGGAUAUGGCACUGAAUUCUGUCGAUGAUCAAUAUAAGGGCUGCACAGGAAAAAUGGAGCGUUUGGUGAAGACCAAAUAUCUGAAGAAGGAACUUGAUAACUCAAAUGAUUUUAGAAAUGCUUGGAAACUUAGUGAAAAGAAUAUUUCAUUUUGGAACAUUGCCAGCAAAUUAAAAAGAACACAUAAAAUUGCCAUCUCUGUGUACACUCACCCAACUUCUAAAAUAUAUCUUAAAUUCAACAAUGACACUCGUAAUGGCAAACAAAACUACACAGACAUGACAUACAAAUGGUAUUCACUUCAAUUUUUGUUAACAGAUGCGAUACAGAUUCUAAAGAAAACACAAAAUGCAUGCUUUAAAACUUUCCGUGGUACAAAUGUUAUAUUUAAUGGGAAUGUUUCUACAGAAAUUCGUUUUGGCUCAUUUACAUCCUCCUCUGAAUAUCGUUCAAGAGCAAAAGUAUUUGGAAAUGUAUCUUGUUUUGAAAUAUACACUUGUGAAGGUGCUAAUGUGACUAAAUACUCAAAGGUUUCUUAUGAGGGAGAGGUGCUGAUUCCUCCAUAUGAGAAGUUUAUGGUCACUGCUGUCAAGACAAGAGGUGAGCAGAAAGGUCUCUGGUGUGAUACUGUGAACACUUUGAAUAGCACUGGAACAAGAAGUGACCUAAACUGUGCUCUAUUCAAGAAACCAUCCAAGACCAAAACAAAGUACUAUGCGCUGAACAAUGUGCUUUGAAUUUACACAAUAUAAUUAUGUACAUCAG
This is a messenger RNA of Rhinichthys klamathensis goyatoka, 958 nucleotides long. Its product is annotated as ecto-ADP-ribosyltransferase 4-like. Lineage: Eukaryota; Metazoa; Chordata; Actinopteri; Cypriniformes; Leuciscidae. Gene Ontology annotation, molecular function: NAD+ poly-ADP-ribosyltransferase activity; NAD+-protein-arginine ADP-ribosyltransferase activity. The transcript has 2 exons. The record is from RefSeq and is a predicted model, not a curated record. The coding region runs from base 37 to 930 and encodes 297 amino acids.